AUGUCCGCGCUUGCAUUUUUCGUAGCUUCACCUUUAUAUGUUAAUUUGGAGGCAGAAAAGAGUGUUCUCACUGAAUUGGCACAAGUUGUUGUGGCUUCUUACAAAAACAGAGAUAUCCCAUUAUCGUCCUUGGACAAAGUUGAUACGAUGUGUCUGAACAAAGCAUGUGUUAUUAGGAAUUCCCAACGAAGCCUUACCCCAGAUGGCAGAGUUUCAGAGCCAUGGAGCUUUUGUACCGUGAAUCAAGUAGAAGAACUCAAGGCAGUAAUCGGGAUAAUCCCAAUCUGGUCAACAGGGGUAUUGAUGUCAGUGAGUGCCAAUUCAGGCUCUUUGCCGGUACUCCAAGCAACAACUAUGGACAGACGCAUUUUCACCUCAAACUUCGAUAUUCCUGCUGGCUCUUUCGGCCUGUUUUCCAUAAUUUCAAUGGUCUUGUGGCUCGGUUUUUAUGAUCGGUUGGUUCUCCCAUUAGCAUCAAAAAUCAAAGGAAGAUCAAUUCGUCUCGGUUUGAAAGCGAAAAUGGGAAUUGGAAUUUUUGCCACAUGCUUAUCUAUGUCAACAGCGGCCAUGGUAGAGAGCACACGAAGGAAAAGGGCAAUUCAACAAGGAUUCUUAGACGACCCACAAGCGGUGGUGAACAUGUCGGCAAUGUGGUUACUACCUCAGCACAUCCUUAUUGGCUUAGGAGAUGCUUUCAACCUAAUAGGCCAAGCAGAGUUCUAUUACACACAGUUGCCUAAAAGCAUGUCUAGUGUAGCAUUGACUCUUAAUAUGCUAGGAGGGUCCAUUGGCAACUUGAUAGCAAGUUUAAUUUUGAACACCGUGGAUGAUAUUACUAAAAGAGGAAACCAAGAGAGUUGGGUCUCAACCAAUAUGAACAAGGGUCAUUAUGAUUACUAUUGUUGGCUUUUUUGUGGUUUGGGCGUUGUCAAUUGCUUGUAUUAUGUUGCAUGUAGUAAGGCUUAUGGUCCUUGUAAUGAAGAAGCAAGCUAG
Ziziphus jujuba (common jujube) is the source of this 993-nucleotide messenger RNA. Its product is annotated as protein NRT1/ PTR FAMILY 1.2-like. The record is from RefSeq and is a predicted model, not a curated record. Gene Ontology annotation, cellular component: plasma membrane. Gene Ontology annotation, molecular function: transmembrane transporter activity. NCBI's taxonomy places the organism in Eukaryota, Viridiplantae, Streptophyta, Magnoliopsida, Rosales, Rhamnaceae. The transcript is spliced from 2 exons. Gene Ontology annotation, biological process: transmembrane transport. The coding region runs from base 1 to 993 and encodes 330 amino acids.